Messenger RNA from Sparassis crispa, 576 nucleotides. RefSeq lists its product with no specific name. The transcript has 3 exons. The coding region runs from base 1 to 576 and encodes 191 amino acids. The record is from RefSeq and is a predicted model, not a curated record. Lineage: Eukaryota; Fungi; Basidiomycota; Agaricomycetes; Polyporales; Sparassidaceae.
AUGUCCGAGCAAACCGUCGUCGAGCUCAUGCGCAUGCAGGUGACUGACGCCUACAUUGCGAGGUCAGAGCUGCAUCGCGAGCUGCGCAACGGCGUACGAGCAGGGCUCGUCCACCAGUCGCAUGUAGACUUCGGUCAAGGAUUCCUACCCAAGGAUUUUGUCUGGCCAGAGGCAUACGGUGACUUCCCGCAGAAGAUUGGGCAGAUCACUACUGCUCCGCCCACAUCAUACUUGAUGCCCUUAAAGAAGUUCUCGCAAGCGAUAACCCACGCGCCUGUGACUGAGAUGGGCGGAAUGGUCCUGAAAGCCGACGCAGAUAGAGCGCAGUUUGGAGCAGCUGUAGACAAGAUGUUAGCGAUGGUACACGCGGAUCCGGGCUCUACAGAUGGCAUGUGGGUAUUCGUAGACUCGCACGAUGGUAAGGCGUAUGUCUUAGUCGGAUGGAACUCCUUGGAGGUGUGUGCGCUAUUUGCUCUACACUAUGCAUUCGACUGCGGAGUGUCUCCCAUUGCUGAGACAGAGGCGUUCAAGAACGCGAGCAAGAGGUUGAUGGUGUAUGUCGCUGCGCUGGUGUGA